Scomber japonicus (chub mackerel) is the source of this 2037-nucleotide messenger RNA. RefSeq names its product CDC42 effector protein (Rho GTPase binding) 5 (gene cdc42ep5). The transcript has 2 exons. Lineage: Eukaryota; Metazoa; Chordata; Actinopteri; Scombriformes; Scombridae. The record is from RefSeq and is a predicted model, not a curated record. Bases 148 to 1077 code for a protein of 309 amino acids.
AGGAAAAAGAGCGAGGGAAAAGUCCAGAGGCAAGCGAAAAACAAAACAGAACAACACCAAAAAAAAUCAAUAAAAAAAAAACAAAUGAACAAGCAGGAUACAGAAGAGGGAGCCCAGCAAACACCAGAAUACACUCUUUGAACAGUCAUGCCGCUUCACAAAUCAUCCCGGGCCCCUCGCCUGGACCCUACCAUGAUCUCAGCCCCACUGGGUGACUUUCGCCACACCAUGCACAUCGGUAGAGGAGGUGAUGCCUUCGGUGACACCUCCUUCCUGUCCACUCUUGGUCCAAGUUCACCCAACUCUGAUGUGGGGACUACAGGGACCGAGUCGGCCGCUCAGGCGCCAGUCAACCACAGCGAUCUCCACACAGAUGCUCUAGAUGGUCCAGAGAACAAUGAGCUUCAGCACUCAGAGUCAGUAUCUUCAUUCACCUUGGAUCUAGACCUGGAUCUGGGCCCUUCUAUGCUGGGGGAUGUACUGGGCGUGAUGGAUGGAUUGGGACUUGAUGAGGAGGAUGUGUUCAGUCCCAAAAGUGGUCCAACAUCCUCAGUGGAAACGAAGCAGGGAAAAGGAGCCGUGGAGAUGUCUCUGAACAUGCAGAACGAGCUGAAUGGGAAGAACUUGGUUGGGUUGGAUGGAAACCAGGUGGGAGACAGCAGAAUACCAGAUGGGAACGGGAUCAAGCCAAAGGGGCUACGACCAAAAGUGCGGUUCAGCGACAAACGUGAGGAGAUCAUUCGCCAGGCGUCUGAAGAGGAAGAGGGUCAAGGCUUUGACUUCCAGGAUGAGGAUCAGCUGGCGUGUCAAAGUCCAACAAGGGGUGAAAGUGAGAGGAGCGAGAGCCUAGUAGGUGGAGGUGACACCAAGCUCACCAAUCAUAAAGUAGAUUUGCCUCCUAGUCCUGCCUCGUCACAUAGCUCAGAGUAUGAAGGAGUGACCCCGUUGGACAGGAGGAGGGUCGACAGCUGCCACUCAGAGACUGAUUCGGAGGAGGAGGAGGAAGAGGAGGAGGAGGAAGAAGUAGGAAAAGGCUACACAUUUGAAGAUGAGUUUGAUGAUGAAAUUGGUCUAUAGGGGGAAGGUCUGGUUUCCCUUUGAAAAUAGGUAUUAGCUGUCAAGUAAAUCAAGUAUACUGUAUUUUCCUUCAUUCAUUAUUUCAGUAUCAUUUGAAUGGGAGUCUAAAGCUGAAUAUACCAACUGGAUUUUUCAAGACUCAGAAAGCAAACUUGAACAGUUUGAAGACGAUGUUGCUCAACUGGAAACAACAUAUUUAUGUUAUUAUCUAUGAGGGUAACGGAUUUUCCAAAGACAGACGUUGUGAUCAGAUAAAAGCAGUGUCAUUUAGGUUUUUACAGUCAACGGUUUGUAGCACUUUGAUUUAUUUCAUUCACCUGGAAACUUUGCUAUGAAACUGACACUCAGUGGAAAGUUUGAUUCAGGCUACAUGAAUGAUGCUCGCUUGAAUUUUUACUGUCUUACGUUUGCCAUCUAAACUGUUUAUUGAUCUUUUAUAUUAUAGUGCCUUAAAGGGAGGGAGCUGUAUAUUUACAUUAUUUUAACGUGCUAUAUCAAUGUCUGUUAUUCAUAUUGCAUGUUUAUUACGAUCUAAAUGUCUUUUUUUGAUGUAUUUGAUGAGCUUUACAAACCGAUGGUUUCCAGAGACGACGUCAGAAAAUAAAAGUUAUCCUGUGUAUAAUCAACUGUGAACUGUCACAUUCCACAUCUGAUAAUGUGAGCUUCUCUGGUUCAGACUAAAUGUGUUUUCAGCGUGCAGUUAUUAUGUUUUCAUACCUACCAAAGCUAUUCUUUUAGGAUGUGGGGCUGGACUAAUGCUAAAAUGCUAAAGACAAUCAUGGAAUUUAAAGUACACAUUAGGCUUUUUAUUGAAAAAGUAUUUUAUUCCAUAAUGCUGUAAAACUGGGAGACCAUUAUGCUGAUCUGUUGAAAAUGCUGGUUUGAACACGUUAUCCUGUGGUUUAAUAAUGAGUACAGUGAAAACAAUAAAACAAUUAUUGGGAUUUAAAAAAAAAAAAA